AUGAAUCUGCAAUUUCUUAAGAAUUCUUCUAAUUCUAACAGUGUCUCCGAUGGAUUUUCUCAAGAAAUGACCUUUAUAGACCCACCUUCUGGGCACUUUCUCCAGGAUAAAGAGAGUGGUGGAAUGGAGUUUCAUUAUUUGAGUGCACCAAUGGAGCAAAAUCAGAAAAGGGCAGAGGGAAGAGUAAACAAGAAGAAAAUUUACAGGACUGAAGAUGAGGAAAUUGGGAGGAAAAGUGCACACACAAAACUGUGUUCUAGAGGCCAUUGGAGGCCUCAUGAAGAUGCUAAACUCAAAGAACUUGUUGCCCAGUUUGGUCCUCAAAACUGGAAUCUCAUUGCUGAGAAACUUCAAGGAAGAUCAGGGAAAAGUUGCAGAUUGAGAUGGUUCAACCAAUUGGAUCCAAGGAUUAACAGAAGUGCUUUCACUGAUGAAGAAGAAGAAGCACUUUUGGCUGCACACAGAGUGUAUGGCAAUAAAUGGUCCCUGAUUGCUAAGCUAUUCCUCGGAAGGACUGAUAAUGCAGUCAAGAAUCAUUGGCAUGUGAUCAUGGCAAGAAAAUACAAAGAGCAAAACAGUACUUACAGAAGAAGAAAACCCGAUUUCUCACCGCAGGGAUUUCCCAUGACUGAUCUCCAAAUAGGCAAUGCAUCAAGUGCAACAACAAUUUCUAGAUUAAAGGAAGAAGAAAAAGUUGGUAAAGGCCCCAUGGCAAAUGGUGUGUUAGUGGAUCAAUCUGGUCAUUCAGAUUCAAACUCACACUCUGAAGUUUCUGCAUCUGAAUCAGUAGCAAACAACAGGGCCAAUCUCUGCAUGUUUGGGGAAGAUGAUGAUCAGAAUGGAAAAUUACACAAGAGUAACUUGGCAUUCAUUGAUUUUCUUGGAGUGGGAGCCACUUGA
Fraxinus pennsylvanica is the source of this 900-nucleotide messenger RNA. Lineage: Eukaryota; Viridiplantae; Streptophyta; Magnoliopsida; Lamiales; Oleaceae. The record is from the annotation of a GenBank genome assembly.